AUGUGGGACUACUUCAAGAGUUGGUGGACGCUUCGUUGGACCCAGCAACCACAAUUUCAUCCCUUACCACCAAACAUUACACGAUCCUUCGUGAAAACACCGGCCGGUGAUAUCGAGCUUCUGACAUCGGAACCUACGCAGAGAGAUCCGAGUGCUGCACCUAUAUUCUUCAUGCAUGGUGGCAACGGUCAUGCCUCAGUUUGGCUGGAAUGGAUGACACAUCUUUCCCAGACACAUGGUGCACGAACUUACGCUUUUUCGCUCCGAAAUCAUGGGGCGAGUUUUCCGGUGCCAUACUUCCGUAUGGUCUGGCUCACCAGGUUCGACGACCUCGCCUCGGACCUGAUCAGCUCCAUGGAGGAAAUUGUAUCGCGAGAGGGCCAGGAGCCGUUGGUGGUGGCUCAUUCUUCUGGUGGCGGACUUGCUCAAUACGCCCUCAGUCGGGGCAGUAUCAAAUGCAGGGCACUUGCCCUGGUUGGUGCCGUUCCACAUUUUGGAAACGUGCACGUUUACCACAACUGGUUCACCAGGAUUGACCGAUGGUUCAUCAUCCGCAAUUUUGCACAUGGAUGCCACCCUAACAGCGGGCUCAACAACGACAAACUCGUCCUUAAUGCUUUCUUCGGACAAGAGUAUCCGAUGGAGAAGGUCAAGGAGUUUCGGAAGUGGAUGGCGAAUUAUGAAUGUAUGUGGUGGCCAUAUUCCAUGGGAGGCAGGGGUUGGGGAGUGAAGGAUAGGGUGUGGCUGUCGCCAGUAGACAUUGUGGAGAGUGUCGUUCACUGGAAUGGUACGGAAGACAAGAUUAUGGUCAUGAUUGGGAAAGAAGACCUUAUGAUGGGCGGCACCGAACGCCGUAUGGUUACAGAUUUUCAGCAAGCCAUCAAGACGCUGCAGGAAGGGAAGAAGAUCGACGUGCCAGUUGAGCUCGAGAAGAAAAUCGUGGAGAAGACGGACAGAUAUAUUACAGAGGAGAGGCAAGGUGGUGUCAGGCUGGUCGAAGUCGCCAAUGCUGGCCACCACACGCAGAACGAUGUCCAGUGGCGGGAGGCUUGUGAGGCAUUGAGGCGGUUUGCCGCUCAGGUCUAG
Molecule: messenger RNA, 1086 nt
Organism: Cyphellophora europaea CBS 101466
Lineage: Eukaryota; Fungi; Ascomycota; Eurotiomycetes; Chaetothyriales; Cyphellophoraceae
Exons: 3
Coding region: 1-1086 (361 amino acids)
Source: RefSeq, a predicted model, not a curated record